Messenger RNA from Harmonia axyridis, 820 nucleotides. RefSeq names its product dynein light chain 1, cytoplasmic. The record is from RefSeq and is a predicted model, not a curated record. Gene Ontology annotation, molecular function: dynein light intermediate chain binding; dynein intermediate chain binding. Lineage: Eukaryota; Metazoa; Arthropoda; Insecta; Coleoptera; Coccinellidae. The transcript has 3 exons. Gene Ontology annotation, cellular component: cytoplasmic dynein complex. Bases 202 to 549 code for a protein of 115 amino acids. Gene Ontology annotation, biological process: microtubule-based process; cilium assembly.
AUUGUAAAUUUCACGUGAGUAUAUCAAGUUGAAUGGGUUAUCCUCCACUUAUAUUUCUGGGUUAUUAAAAGCCGAUUGUCCCCCGUUAUUGUAAAUCAAUCUUUAAAAGAUCGCAUGAUGUGUGAUGACAAAAAUGCAAUAUAUUGACAAAAUUGGAGCAUGGUUGUGCCAGUUUUCCCUAGUUUACCCAGUUGAUUUGAAAUGGCCGAUCUUAUUGCUCAUGCAACCAUCAGAAUAAAAAGUUUUAAUGACCAUAAAAGGUCCUCAAUUACUCCCAAGAUGACCGACCGUAAAGCUGUCAUUAAAAAUGCUGAUAUGAGCGAAGACAUGCAGCAGGAUGCUGUGGACUGUGCAACGCAAGCUAUCGAGAAAUAUAACAUAGAAAAGGACAUUGCUGCAUAUAUAAAGAAGGAGUUUGACAAGAAAUACAACCCAACGUGGCAUUGCAUAGUUGGUCGAAAUUUUGGGUCAUAUGUGACCCAUGAAACUCGUCAUUUCAUCUAUUUCUACUUGGGCCAGGUGGCGAUUCUACUCUUCAAGAGUGGUUAAUGGUCAUGUUACCACCCCCCCUCUUGCCCUCCACCGGUAUUCCAGUCUCCCCCCACCACUCCGUGACGGAUUUUUUACUAUUGCUUUAUUGAAAGAAAAAAUUGAUGAAAAUUGUUUUUACCAUUGUUUUAAAUAUUUUUCUUAUAAUGCUAAAUAUUCUUUCAUUUUCGAAAAAGGACUUAUCUGAACCGGUUGAGACUUACAAUUCGAAAAUGAACAUUUUGGAAAUUUAGGGUUUUUAAAACUUUUGGAAUAAAUAUUCUGUUACAAA